UUUGGACACUACGGAGCCAUAGAAAGGCUUCGACCUGGGAAGAGUCAUGUCUGACUCCCUGGUGGUCUGCGAGGUGGACCCAGAGCUAAAGGAAAAGCUGAGGAAAUUCCGCUUUCGAAAAGAGACAGACAACGCAGCCAUAAUAAUGAAGGUGGACAAAGACCGGCAGAUGGUUGUGCUGGAGGAAGAAUUUCAGAACAUUUCUCCAGAGGAACUAAAAAUGGAGCUGCCCGAGAGACAGCCAAGGUUCGUGGUUUACAGCUACAAGUAUGUGCACGCAGAUGGCCGAGUGUCCUACCCCUUGUGUUUCAUCUUCUCCAGUCCUGUGGGCUGCAAGCCCGAACAACAGAUGAUGUAUGCAGGGAGUAAAAACAGACUGGUACAGACGGCAGAGCUCACAAAGGUGUUUGAAAUCCGCACCACUGAUGACCUCACCGAGGCCUGGCUCCAAGAGAAGCUGUCUUUCUUUCGUUGACCUCUGGGUUGGGGAUCUGAAUUUCUGAUGUCUGGGAACUCAGACCCCUGGGAUCUGAACAUCGGAGACCCUGAAGAAAUUAAAACGCAAGAACUCGGAGA
Molecule: messenger RNA, 576 nt
Organism: Miniopterus natalensis
Lineage: Eukaryota; Metazoa; Chordata; Mammalia; Chiroptera; Miniopteridae
Gene: GMFG
Product: glia maturation factor gamma
Biological process (GO): negative regulation of Arp2/3 complex-mediated actin nucleation; actin filament debranching
Cellular component (GO): cortical actin cytoskeleton
Molecular function (GO): Arp2/3 complex binding; actin binding
Source: RefSeq, a predicted model, not a curated record